Epinephelus lanceolatus (giant grouper) is the source of this 11084-nucleotide messenger RNA. RefSeq names its product neurobeachin a (gene nbeaa). The record is from RefSeq and is a predicted model, not a curated record. Gene Ontology annotation, molecular function: protein kinase binding. Gene Ontology annotation, biological process: intracellular protein localization. Gene Ontology annotation, cellular component: membrane; cytosol. NCBI's taxonomy places the organism in Eukaryota, Metazoa, Chordata, Actinopteri, Perciformes, Serranidae.
UGGCGUUCUCUCCUCGACGACCGCACUGACUGCAACCUGCCAAUGAGAGAGAGACAGAGAGAGGGGAGAGAAAGAAGCGUAGGCUACCAUUCUGUCAAACCUCCAUCCCUUUUUUUCCCAGCCCUAUGAAUCCCUACACAUUUUCAGGAGGAUAGGGUGAAUUCAGAGGGUUUCCCAAACGCCGCUCUCCCUUGUUUUUCCUGCGCAGUGGAUGGUUUUUGUGCAGCAGCAGACGCUCGAGCUUGUAGAGCAGGUGUGAGAGACAGCGGCGACCGCUCCUCUCCUCCCUGUUUCCAAGGGGAAAUGUCGAGCGAGAAGCCGGUUUCAGCACCACCGGGCUCUGCUUCUUCGCUCACGGACACAGACCGAGACUCCCAUCCUCCGCCGGGCUCCUCCGUGCAGCAGCAGCCGCCGCAGCAGCAGCAGCAGGUCGCCGCGGGCGCUGGCUCCGGCGCCACCGGGGAAAGGAUGGUGUCUUCAGCCGGCUCUAUGGUCCUCCCGGCCGGGGUGAUCAACCCCGCUGUCCCGAUCAGGAAUAUCCAGAUGAAAUUCGCCGUGCUGGUGGGCCUGAUCCAGGUCGGGGAGGUUAGCAACAGGGACAUCGUGGAGACGGUGCUGAACCUGCUGGUGGGCGGCGAGUUUGACCUGGAGAUGAACUUUAUCAUCCAGGAGGCGGAGAGCAUCGGCUGCAUGGUGGAGUUGUUGUCCCACUGCGAGGUGACGUGCCAGGCUGAGAUCUGGAGCAUGUUUACCGCCAUCCUCCGCAAGAGCGUGCGCAACCUGCAGACCAGCACCGAGGUUGGCCUCAUCCAGCAGGUGCUGCUCAAGAUGAGCACUGUGGACGACAUGAUCGCAGACCUCCUGGUGGACAUGCUGGGAGUCAUGGCCAGUUACAGCAUCACAGUCAAGGAGCUGAAGCUGCUUUUCAGUAUGCUGAGGGGAGACAACGGCAUCUGGCCAAGACACGCCAUCAAGCUCCUGUCAGUGCUGAACCAGAUGCCUCAGAGACACGGUCCUGAUACCUUCUUCAACUUUCCAGGACGUAGUGCGGCGGCCAUAGCAUUGCCGCCAAUUGCCAAAUGGCCUUACCAGAACGGAUUCACUAUCAACACUUGGUUCAGACAGGAUCCACUCAACAACAUCAAUGUGGAUAAAGACAAACCGUACCUCUACUGUUUUCGCACCAGUAAAGGAAUAGGGUACUCGGCACACUUUGUGGGAAACUGUCUCAUCGUGACAUCGUUGAAGUCGAAAGGAAAAGGCUUUCAGCACUGUGUGAAAUACGAUUUCCAACCUCGCAAGUGGUACAUGAUCAGCAUCGUCCACAUCUACAACCGCUGGAGGAACUCUGAGAUCCGUUGCUAUGUCAACGGUCAACUGGUCUCCUACGGCGAUAUGGCAUGGCACGUCAACACCAAUGAUAGCUAUGACAAGUGUUUCCUGGGUUCAUCGGAGACAGCAGAUGCGAACAGGGUGUUUUGCGGUCAGCUGGGAGCUAUUUACGUAUUCAGCGAAGCUCUCAACCCGGCUCAGAUCUUUGCCAUCCACCAGCUUGGCCCAGGAUACAAGAGCACUUUCAAGUUCAAGUCCGAGAGCGACAUCCACCUGGCCGAGCACCACAAGCAGGUGUUGUACGAUGGCAAGCUGGCCAGCUCCAUCUCCUUCACCUACAAUGCCAAGGCGACGGAUGCCCAGCUCUGCCUGGAGUCGUCGCCCAGGGAAAACCCCUCCAUCUUCGUCCACUCACCGCACGCACUCAUGCUACAGGAUGUGAAGGCCAUUGUUACCCACUCCAUCCACAGUGCCAUCCACUCGAUAGGAGGCAUCCAGGUGCUCUUCCCUCUCUUCGCUCAGCUGGACUACAAACAGCUCAAUGACAGCAGCGUGGACACCACAGUCUGUGCCACCCUGCUGGCGUUCCUGGUGGAGCUGUUGAAGAGCUCAGUGGCAAUGCAGGAGCAAAUGCUGGGAGGGAAGGGCUUUCUGGUGAUUGGAUACCUCCUUGAGAAGUCAUCACGAGUCCACAUCACCAGGGCGGUACUUGAACAGUUCUUGUCCUUCGCCAAGUAUCUGGAUGGUUUACCUCAUGGAGCGCCUCUCCUCAAACAGCUCUGUGACCAUGUCCUCUUCAAUGCUGCCAUCUGGAUACACACCCCUGCCAAGGUUCAGCUAUCCCUCUACACAUACCUAUCAUCGGAGUUCAUCGGCACCGCCACCAUCUACACCACCAUCCGCCGUGUUGGCACCGUCCUGCAGCUGAUGCACACUCUGAAAUACUACUACUGGGCCAUCAACCCGCUGGAGUGCAGUGGAAUCACCCCCAAAGGUCUUGACGGACCAAGGCCAUCCCAAAAGGAGAUCAUCUCGCUCAGAGCCUUCAUGCUCCUCUUCCUCAAACAACUCAUACUGAAGGACCGGGGCGUGAAGGAGGACGAGCUGCAGAGCAUUCUCAACUACCUACUGACCAUGCAUGAGGAUGAGAAUAUCCAUGACGUGCUCCAGCUGUUAGUGGCUCUUAUGUCUGAACAUCCAGCAUCCAUGAUCCCAGCAUUUGACCAGAGAAAUGGAAUAAGGGUGAUCUGCAAGCUCCUGGCCUCUAAGAGUGAGAGUAUCCGGGUCCAAGCACUCAAAGUCCUGGGCUACUUCCUCAAGCACCUCGGUCACAAGAGGAAGGUAGAGAUCAUGCACACGCACAGUCUGUUCACACUGCUGGGGGAGAGGCUGAUGAUGCACACCAACACUGUCUCUGUCACCACCUACAACACUCUGUAUGAGAUUCUGACAGAGCAGGUCUGUACCCAGGUGGUUCACAAACCCCACCCUGAGCCUGACUCCACUGUCAAGAUCCAGAAUCCCAUGAUUCUGAAGGUAGUGGCCACCCUGCUGAAGAACUCCUCUCCCAGCGCAGAGCUGAUGGAAGUCAGAAGACUCUUUCUUUCCGACAUGAUCAAACUCUUCAGUAACAGCCGAGAAAACCGGCGCUGCCUGUUGCAGUGCUCUGUGUGGCAGGACUGGAUGUUCUCCCUGGGAUACAUCAACCCCAAGAACCCAGAGGAGCAGAAGAUAACAGAGAUGGUGUACAACAUCUUCAGGAUCCUGCUCUAUCACGCUAUCAAAUACGAAUGGGGAGGAUGGAGGGUUUGGGUUGAUACCCUAUCCAUCGCACACUCAAAGGUGACCUACGAAGCCCAUAAAGAGUACUUGGCCAAGAUGUACGAAGAGUACCAACGCCAGGAGGAGGAAAACAUGAAGAAAGGGAAGAAAGGCUCUGUGUCCACUAUCUCUGGGCUUUCUGCUACGCCCGCCCCUGUGGUCAACGGCAACCUGGAGAUUGACGAUAACUCCCAGACACAAACACCUGAGAGCGAGGCCGAGUACAGCGAGGGGGCCGGAGGAGACUCGCGGAACCUCCUCGCAGAGGGCGCUGUGAAGCGACCCAACGGAGAAUCCCUGACACCUGGGGAGCAGGCCGCUGGUCCAGGGGUGAGGGUGGAGGUCCACGACCUGCUGGUGGACAUUAAAGCAGAGAAGGUAGAGGCCACAGAAGUGAAGCUGGAUGACCUGGACUUAUCUCCAGAAGGUCUUGGUGGUGGUGUGGGUGGAGGAGGUGGGGGAGGAAUGGAGAACGGACCUCUGGUAGAGGUGGAUUCUCUCCUGGACAGUGCUUACUGUGCUGUAGUUCAAAACCUAAAUGGGAAUCUGGCACCUAAAGAUGACACGCCAGGCUCAGGAGUCGGGAUGGCAUCAAGCCUGGGGCUUUCGGGUGUCAGCCUGGAGGAUGAUGGGAACAUGGGUCCGCUCAUCACGUUGGCUGACGAGAAGGACAGUGUCCCGAGCAACAACGGAUUUCUCUUCAGCAAGGUUGAUGAGAAACUGCUCCCAGCUCUGGCAGCCACAGACCCCCUCGUACUGCCGAGUCCAGACCAGCCCACUCCAUCCGGCCCAGUCCCGGCUCACUCCACAACCAGCGCCAGCGAUGACCUCAGCCUGUUGGCCCACAUGACCAGCUGCGGCUCAGAUUUAACGCAGACCCAGAGCCACACAUCUGGGGAACUUCCAGAGGACGGGCCCUUUAAGAUCCAGAGCCCUCUUGCUGACAUCAGCUCUAUUGCUGAGGCAGAGAGCCAAGCCCAGAUACAGGGAGCCUCAAGACCCGAUUUCCCAGAGGGAGAGGGCACAUCCGGGGCAGAGGGAGAGGUCGCGGGGCUUAAGACUGGGGGAGACACAGCCAGCACCACCUCUGAUACAGAGAGGUCAGAUGACGGAAAAGACAAAGACACGAAGAAGAUCCAAACUACCGCGACUACUCAGGCCCUCCACGGUCGCACCGCAGCCCAGCUGGAGCGGGACCUACGCGUCGAUCUGGGUUUCAGGGGCAUGCCCAUGACGGAGGAGCAGCGCCGGCAGUUCAGCCCCGGCCCGCGCACGACCAUGUUCCGCAUCCCGGAAUUCAAAUGGUCUCCAAUGCACCAGAGGUUGCUCACUGACCUGUUGUUCGCCCUGGAGACUGAUGUGCAUGUAUGGAGGAGCCACUCCACCAAGUCGGUGAUGGAUUUUGUGAACAGCAACGAGAACAUCAUCUUCGUCCACAACACGAUCCACCUCAUUUCUCAGAUGGUGGACAACAUCAUCAUCGCCUGUGGAGGCAUCCUGCCUCUCCUGUCUGCUGCCACCUCCCCUUCUAGUUCUAAGAGUAGUGCCAACACUAAGGCAGGAGGAGCCGGACCCCAGAGGGGGUCAAAGGGAGAGGAGGUGACCCCUGUUCCUGGGGGAGGAGGCGCAGGGGGAGAGACGGAGCUGGAGAACAUCGAGGCGACACAAGGCAUGUCUUCAGAAACAGCGGUCACCUUCCUGUCCCGUCUCAUGGCCAUGGUGGACGUACUGGUGUUUGCCAGCUCCCUCAACUUCAGCGAGAUUGAAGCGGAGAAGAACAUGUCGUCAGGAGGGCUGAUGAGGCAAUGCCUCCGCCUGGUAUGCUGCGUGGCAGUGAGGAACUGUCUGGAGUGCAGACAGAGACAGAGAGACCGAAGCUGCAAGUCGUCCUUAACCAGCAGCAAGUCACAGGACAGCCUCCACAGUGCCUCCACCACCAGCAAGCAGGAUCCAGACAGACUCCUGCAGGAUGUCGACAUCAAUCGUCUUCGAGCUGUGGUUUUUAGAGAUGUGGAUGACAGUAAGCAGGCUCAGUUUCUGGCGCUGGCAGUCGUCUACUUUAUCUCAGUUCUCAUGGUAUCUAAGUACCGGGACAUUUUGGAACCCCAGCGAGAGAUCGGCAGGUCCACCAGCCUAUCGGGGAGAAGCAUCCGCCACGAGAUCAACUCCCCAACCAGCACAGAGCACCCAUCCUCAGCCUUCUCCGACCGUGACAAGCAGACCCCCACCCCGGUGGAUGACUCUCCCCGCGCCGGCCUCCCCCACACAGACUCAGGCAUCGGAGAGGAGGGCCACGUGGCUGGAUCCCUGAACGGCUCGGAGAUGGGCCUGGGGCUCGGCCUCGGCCUGGUGGGGAGAGAAACGGACAGGGACAGAGACAGAGACAGAGACAUGGGGGGAGGAGGUGGGGGAGGAGGCACGGAUCUGUUGUGUAGUCUGUCUGAUGUCAGGAGGUCACAGGAGAGUCUUCUGGAUUCUCCCCACAACCCCAGUUCCAACCCCAACUCCAGCCAAGCUCCGCCUUCGUCCAUCUCCAGCAUCAGCCAAACAAACAAAGGAAUCAAUGUCAAGGAGAUCCUGAAGAGCUUGGUGGCGGCUCCAGUCGAUGGCGGAGAUUUGGGACAGGAGUCUGGGCCGACGCCCUAUCACCCAGACCCUGCCCUGAAGACACACCCCAUGCUGCCCAUGCAGUUCCACUCCUUCGACAGGAGUGUCGUGGUUCCAGUCAAAAAGCCGCCACCUGGCAGCCUGUCGGUCAACACGGUGGGCACACCCACCACAAGCGGAGCGGCCACUGCUGGCAGCACACCCAACAUUUUUGCUGCUGCGACAGCAACACCCAAGAGCAUGAUCAACACUACAGGUGCCACAGACUCUGCCUCCUCUUCCUCCUCCUCUUCUUCGUCCUUUGUGAACGGCGCGACUAGUAAGAAUCUGCCGGCCGUGCAGACGGUGGCGCCCAUGCCAGAAGACACUAUGGAGAAUAUGAGUGCCUAUUGUGAGGUGGCGCAGUGUGCGCUGCGCAGCGGUCAGACGCCCCCUGAGCUCAAGUCUUUUAGCUCUCUGGCAGGCUUCCAGGCAGCUCCCCGAGAUGCAGGACAGUGUUUUAGCAUCACCACCAAGCUGGAGCGUGCGCUGGAGAAGGUGGCCCCCCUGCUGAGGGAGAUUUUUGUGGACUUUGCUCCCUUCCUGUCCAGGACGCUGCUGGGUAGCCAUGGGCAGGAACUGCUCAUAGAAGGUACAGGUCUGGUUUGCAUGAAGUCUAGCACGUCAGUGGUGGAGCUUGUAAUGCUGCUCUGUUCUCAGGAGUGGCAAAACUCAAUCCAGAAGAAUGCUGGUCUGGCCUUCAUUGAGCUCAUCAACGAGGGAAGACUUCUGUGCCACGCCAUGAAGGAUCAUAUUGUUCGUGUUGCCAACGAAGCAGAGUUCAUCUUGAACAGACAGAGGGCUGAGGAUGUGCACAAACAUGCUGAAUUUGAGUCUAACUGUGCCCAGUACGCCGCAGAUCGGAGAGAGGAGGAGAAAAUGUGCGAUCACCUCAUCAGCGCUGCUAAGCACCGAGAUCACGUGACUGCCAACCAGCUGAAACAGAAGAUCCUCAACAUCCUCACCAAUAAGCACGGAGCGUGGGGGACAAUGUCACAGAGCCAAUUACAUGACUUCUGGCGUCUAGACUACUGGGAGGACGACCUGAGGAGGAGACGGAGAUUUGUGCGAAAUGCAUCUGGAUCCACUCACGCCGACGUGCCACUCAAAACUCUGGAGGACUACGGUUCAGAAGAAGAUGAAGAGGGGCUUAAGUCGAAGAAGACUUUCCGCAGCCAAUCAGUGGUCACCCAGAACCCAGAGGCGGAGUUAAUGCUGGAGGGAGAUGAUGACGCUGUCAGCCUGCUGCAGGAAAAAGAGAUUGAUAACCUUGCAGGCCCUGUGGUUCUGAGCACUCCAGCUCAGUUAGUAGCUCCAGUGGUGGUGGCUCGAGGCACUCUGUCCAUCACUACCACUGAGAUCUACUUUGAGGUGGAUGAGGAGGAUCCUACAUUCAAGACGACUGAUGCCAAAGUACUGGCCUACUCAGAGGGUCUGCACGGUAAAUGGAUGUUCAGUGAGAUCCGAGCUGUGUUCUCCAGACGCUACCUGCUGCAGAAUACCGGACUGGAGGUCUUCAUGGCCAACAGAACGUCUGUGAUGUUUAACUUCCCUGACCAGGCCACGGUCAAAAGGGUGGUCUACAGUCUCCCACGGGUCGGGGUAGGAACGAGUUACGGUUUGCCACAGGCAAGGCGGAUUUCCUUGGCCACCCCUCGUCAGCUCUUCAAGUCGUCCAACAUGACGCAGCGCUGGCAGAGGAGAGAGAUCUCCAACUUUGAGUACCUCAUGUUCCUCAACACUAUUGCAGGGAGGACCUAUAAUGAUUUGAAUCAGUACCCCAUCUUCCCCUGGGUCUUGACCAACUAUGAUUCAGAGGAGCUCGAUCUCACUCUACCCGGCAACUUCAGAGACCUCUCCAAGCCAAUCGGUGCACUGAAUCCCAAGCGAGCAGCGUUUUAUGCAGAACGCUACGAGACGUGGGACGACGACAGCACGCCUCCUCACCACUAUACAACCCUGUACUCCACUGCUCAUUCAACACUGAUGUGGAUGCUCAGAAUAGAGCCCUUUACCACGUUUUUCCUCAACGCUAACGAUAACAAGUUCGACCAUCCGGACAGAGCCUUCUCUGGCAUCGGCUGCUCGUGGAGGAACUGCCAGAGGGACACAGCUGAUGUCAAGGAGCUGAUCCCAGAAUUCUACUACUUGCCUGAGAUGUUUGUCAACAGUAAUGAGUACGAGCUCGGGGUGCGUGAUGAUGGAGUUCCUGUGUGCGACGUGGAGCUUCCUGCCUGGGCCAAGAAACCAGAAGACUUUGUCCGCAUUAACCGGAUGGCGUUGGAGAGCGAGUUUGUGUCGUGCCAGCUUCACCAGUGGAUUGAUUUAAUAUUUGGCUACAAGCAGAGAGGGCCGGAAGCAGUCCGAGCUCUCAAUGUGUUCAACUUCUUGUCUUACGAGGGAGCGAUCAACCUAGACAAUGCAGAUGCUACGCAGCGUGAGCUGAUUGAAUCCCAGAUUCAGGCGUGUGGUCAGAUCCCCUCCCAGCUACUGAUUGAGCCACAUCCACCUCGCUCCUCGGCCAUGCACCUGUGUUUCCUUCCUCAGAGCCCACUGAUGUUUAAGGAUCAGAUGCAGCAGGAUGUCAUCAUGGUGCUCAAGUUCCCCUCCAACUCCCCCGUCACUCACGUUGCCGCCAACACGCUGCCCCACCUCAGCAUACCAGCAGCCGUCACAGUCACAUGUAGCCGGCUGUUUGCCGUCAACCGCUGGCACAACACAGUCGGCCUCCGUGGAGCUCCAGGAUACUCCCUAGAGCAGGCUCAUCAUCUACCCAUUGAGAUGGACCCUCUCAUAGCAAACAACUCAGGCGUGAACAAGCGUCAGAUCACUGACCUCGUGGACCAGAGCAUCCAAAUCAACACACACUGUUUUGUGGUUACUGCCGACAACCGCUACAUCCUGGUCUGCGGCUUCUGGGACAAGAGCUUCCGUGUUUACUCCACUGAAACUGGAAAGCUGACCCAGAUAGUUUUUGGCCACUGGGAUGUAGUGACGUGUCUGGCCAGGUCAGAGUCCUACAUCGGAGGAGACUGCUACAUCGUGUCAGGCUCCAGAGAUGCCACUCUUCUUCUUUGGUACUGGAGUGGACGACACCACAUUAUCGGGGACAACCCUAACAACAGUGACUACCCUGCUCCCAGGGCAGUACUGACAGGCCAUGACCACGAGGUGGUGUGUGUGUCCGUCUGUGCGGAGCUGGGAUUGGUCAUCAGUGGAGCUAAAGAGGGCCCAUGCCUGGUUCACACCAUCACAGGGGACCUGCUAAGGGCCCUGGAGGGGCCAGAGCUGUGCCAGCGGCCCCGCCUCAUCUCAGUGUCCAGCGAGGGCCAUUGCAUCAUCUACUAUGAGAGAGGUCGUUUCUGCAACUUCAGCAUAAAUGGAAAACUGCUGGCACAAAUGGAGGUCAAUGAUUCCACACGGGCGAUCCUGUUGAGCAGCGACGGGCAGAACUUGGUGACAGGAGGUGAUAACGGAGUUGUGGAAGUGUGGCAGGCGUGCGACUUCAAACAGCUUUACAUCUAUCCAGGCUGUGACGCAGGCAUCCGUGCCAUGGACCUCUCACAUGACCAGAGGACUCUGAUCACUGGCAUGGCGUCCGGCAGCAUUGUUGCAUUCAACAUAGACUUCAACCGCUGGCACUACGAACACCAGAACAGGUACUGAGGUGGACAGCGUGAGGAAGAGGAGGAUGGUGAGAGGAGAGAUGAACAAGAGGGAGAGGAGAUGAUGCAUUCUGCUGCCUAUCUGCAACGUGGGGAAACUAAAGGUACCGAGAGGAAGGAAAAACACGUACCGGACCUUAGGCUCUAAUCCCUUGUGAAGUUUACUUGAUUUGAGGAUGCGGCAGCGCUGGUGGAAAUAACUUCCUCUGUGCAUACGUGUACGUACACACACGUGUGUAACCACAGACACAUAAUACCCCGAAGAUACACACCAAAACCUGCUAAUGAAAUAGACAGACUGCAGAAUGGGGGAAAAAGAGCAAGUCAAGCAGACCUUGUAGAGGUCGAUCAUACCCGUACCACUCACAGGACUGGUGCAGUUGCCGUUCCUGGUACGCUUAAUGCUUCACACACAAAGAACCUAAGUUUUAUUUUCCCUUAUAUUUUUCUUCUCUAUCAGUUUUGUUGUAUACCUUUUCGUUUGCGGGGAGCUCCGUCUGGGAAUUAUUUGGGUGGACUAUAAAUUAAGACUCCUUCAACGUGUCUAAACUGAUUAGAAAUGGUCAGAAAUGAACCAGCCCCACCCACUGUUCAAAAACCGGUGCUAUUGGCUUGAUCUUAAAAUUCCCCCCCUUGAAAAAUUGCCUGGGGUUUUAAUUUCAUUUGAUUUAAUUUGAUUCUAUCUUGGUUUUAUUUUAUUUUAUAAUGCUAAUUUAAUUUUUUUCUUUUACCCGCAGCAGGGUUAAAUCUGAUUCUUAUGUAAAUAAGGCUCUGCUUCCUUCAGAGUCUACACGUGUUCUUUCACUACACAAACUGCGCUUAUCACCUUUAAUUUAUUAAUGACUUGCUGUAUGUAAAAUAUUGUGUAAUAAUUAUUAUAAUGUUGACGAGACUGAUGAUAAUAACGGCAGUGUCAAGGAUGGUGAUUGUUUUGCCGGAGAUGGUAAUGAUAAAGAGAUCUUGCCAGUGCCACCAAGGAUGACAGCCACAAGACUGACAUGAUUUCCUUUGUAUAUUUGGUGAUUGUUUUGUCAAAUAUGUACAUAUAGUCUUGGUUCAGGCUUGGUGGGAGACUUAAUCAGCUGAAUAAGACUGAAAGCGCAAAGGAAACCUUCACUUACCCACAUUUGUUGAUUAUUUAAAAAAAGAGAAUCGAAUCAAUGUAAAAGUUUGUUUUGUAUUUGCACUUUGCACCAAUCACAUAUCAUUAUUUAUUAGCUUGGUUCUUUCUGGUCGGCUGCCAUUUUGUUUAGGUCCAUUUCCCCUUCGGGAUUAUUUGUGCAUUGAUGUUUGUAUUUAAAGCGUUGAGCUCAUGUGUGAUUAUUAGGUUUUACAACCUUACAGUUGUAAGCAAUAUCAUGAUUCUGUAGCUGAUAGAGGUGGGAAGGAAGGAGGAGAGGGGAUGAAAUGUGAGAUGUACUGUAUGUGUGAAGCCAUCUUGAUCAAAUGCGCACAUGCACAUACUCUAUCGACAGGUUCAACUUACGUAUCCAAAAAAAGGUUAAAUAUUUUUGGAUCUAUGAAACCCUAAAAACUAUUGUAUUCAUGUUUUAUUGCAAAGAUGUAAAAUAUGACAUGUGUGAGUUGAAAAAAAAAAUCAUGAUAAGAAAAAUAAAAUAU